AUGGGUAUUGACCUCGACAGGCAUCAUGUGCGCAGCACGCAUCGCAAAGCGCCAAAGAGCGACAAUGUCUACCUUAAGCUGCUUGUCAAACUCUACCGCUUCCUAGCUCGCAAAACCGACUCAAAUUUCAACAAAGUCGUUCUCCGCCGCCUCUUCAUGUCCCGCACCAACCGUCCCCCACUCUCCCUCAGCCGGCUCUGCAUGCUCGCCUCCCGCGGCACCCGCGAGAAACUCGCCCCAACGGAGAAAACCAUCGUCGUCAUCGGUACCAUCACUGACGACACCCGCCUGCUGAAAGUGCCCGAGAAACUUACCAUUGCGGCCCUCCACUUUACGGCUACCGCGAGAGCAAGGAUCGAGAAGGCGGGUGGGGAGUGCUUGACGAUGGAUCAGUUGGCGCUCAGGGCGCCGACGGGGAGUAACACGUUGCUGUUGCGGGGACCGAAGAAUGCGCGGGAGGCGGUGAAGCAUUUUGGGUUUGGGCCGCACAAAGGGAAGAAACCCUACGUUGAGAGCAAGGGCAGGAAGUUCGAGCGUGCUCGUGGAAGGAGACGAUCCAGGGGUUUCAAGGUCUAG
Molecule: messenger RNA, 576 nt
Organism: Letharia columbiana
Lineage: Eukaryota; Fungi; Ascomycota; Lecanoromycetes; Lecanorales; Parmeliaceae
Exons: 4
Coding region: 1-576 (191 amino acids)
Biological process (GO): translation
Cellular component (GO): ribosome; cytosolic large ribosomal subunit
Molecular function (GO): RNA binding; structural constituent of ribosome
Source: RefSeq, a predicted model, not a curated record